GACUCGCAAGUCGGGACUCGCAAGUCGCAACUCGCACUUCCCAUUCCGAAACAUUGAAGCCAAAUACAGAGUACACCACCCCAAAGUGCAAAGCGAAGCACACUUUACUCUCAUCUAUUUCUCUCUCCUCUUUCGAUCGAUCUUUCUGCAUUUCUCAAGGUAGUGAAUCAUGUCUCGGAGGUAUGAUAGCCGUACAACAAUCUUCUCCCCUGAAGGUCGACUUUACCAGGUGGAGUAUGCAAUGGAGGCGAUUGGGAAUGCUGGGAGUGCCAUAGGGAUUUUGGCAAAAGAUGGUGUUGUUUUGAUUGGUGAGAAAAAGGUGACUUCUAAGCUUCUUCAGACCUCCACCUCAACCGAAAAGAUGUACAAGAUCGACGAUCAUGUAGCUUGUGCUGUGGCUGGUAUAAUGUCUGAUGCAAACAUUCUUAUCAAUACAGCUCGUGUCCAAGCUCAGCGUUACACAUUUUCUUACCAAGAACCGAUGCCUGUUGAGCAGCUUGUUCAGUCUCUUUGUGAUACCAAGCAGGGUUACACUCAGUUUGGUGGGCUACGACCAUUUGGUGUUUCAUUUCUGUUUGCUGGGUGGGAUAAGAACUAUGGGUUCCAACUUUACAUGAGUGACCCAAGUGGGAAUUAUGGUGGCUGGAAAGCUACUGCUAUCGGAGCAAACAACCAAGCUGCACAGUCAAUGCUUAAGCAGGACUACAAGGAUGAUGUUACUCGGGAAGAUGCUGUUAAGCUUGCUUUGAAGGUUCUCAGCAAGACAAUGGACAGCACAAGUCUUACUUCUGAGAAGCUAGAAUUGGCUGAGGUUUACCUUCUGCCUUCUGGAAAAGUCAAGUACCAGGUACACUCUCCAGAAUCCUUGAACAGGUUGUUGACCGAGUCUGGGCUGACUCAACCUGCUGCUGAAACCUCUUGAGCUCUGGCAAUACUUAGUGUUACCCAUGUCCCUAGAUCCCAUUUCUUGCUGGUAUUCUGUAAUGUACUCUAUUAGAUAUGACUUGCGUCUUGCAUCUUGCAUCUUGCUUAAAUCGUUUCCUUGACUUUUGGAACUGUGGAAAGAAAAAAGGCGCACUUCCUACCAGUGGUUUUUUUUAUUUAUUGCUAUAUGCUGUUCAUGCUGUGGUUAGUCAUGGAUUAUUGGUAUAAAUGAUGAUAGGCUGAACUAGGAAACGAGGGCUUUCAAUUGCA
This is a messenger RNA of Spinacia oleracea (spinach), 1194 nucleotides long. Lineage: Eukaryota; Viridiplantae; Streptophyta; Magnoliopsida; Caryophyllales; Amaranthaceae. The record is from RefSeq and is a predicted model, not a curated record.